Cucurbita maxima (winter squash) is the source of this 2728-nucleotide messenger RNA. Its product is annotated as BTB/POZ domain-containing protein At3g08570. The record is from RefSeq and is a predicted model, not a curated record. The coding region runs from base 674 to 2491 and encodes 605 amino acids. Gene Ontology annotation, molecular function: protein binding. The transcript has 4 exons. NCBI's taxonomy places the organism in Eukaryota, Viridiplantae, Streptophyta, Magnoliopsida, Cucurbitales, Cucurbitaceae.
UGUGUGGUGCAAAUAUUUGGUUCCAUCGGCGACGAGUAGCUAAUAGUUGGUCAAAAUCACAUACGCUCUCAGGCAGCAGCUGCCGUGGAAUUUAUUGGGAUUGCAGAUUUCUUCUUUCUUAUUGGCAAUUAUAAAAACUGGGCUGAGUGACCAAUCAACCAAGAUACCCAUCCGACACCAUUGCAUCUUUAUUCUUUAUCGAGUUCCGCGCCAGUGUCAGUCCACGCAAGAGAUGGAAUGGAAGACCCCAAUCAAUUCCUUUCACUAAACGCCCUUUGACUAAACUUUAGUACGCCGAUUAAUAAAAACUCGCCGUGUCCCCACACCCCCCAGUCAGUGCGUCGAACGAGGCGGAUGAAUGACCAUGUCGACCCAUUGAGUUAACAACGGAGGGGAAGCGAGAAUUGAAGUGUUUCCUACAAAGACCUGCAAACAAACAACAGGCCACUCAAUGCCACACUUGAGACAAAGCAGUGGGGGGAGGGUGAAAGACAUAUGUCAGGAAGGCUAAGAUUUUAAUAAUAAUAAUACUAAUAAUAAUAAAACGGCUGUUGUUCACCAAAGUGUUGAGCCUAUAUUGUAAAAUAUAAUAAUGAAGCCGGUGUGUCACUUUCAUUUCAUGUUCCCUUCCCUCAAAAUUACAACAGUGACGCGCAGCUGAAGCUCAAACCACAUGGUAUUGAUGUCGGAGGCAUCCAUUAAUGCUUCUUCCACUCCCAAACUCAGCAACUCCACCACCCGUAUCUUCUCCGACGUUGCUGGUGACAUUACAAUUGCCGUCCAUGGAGAAUCAUUUCUACUGCACAAGUUUCCGCUUGUGGCUAGAAGUGGGAAGAUUCGAAGAAUGGUGGGCGAUGGUAAGGGCUGUAGUGCUUCGAAAUUCGAGCUCCUUAACUUACCUGGCGGGCCUCAGGCAUUUGAACUUGCCGUGAAAUUCUGCUAUGGAAUGAAUUUUGAAAUCACGACUGCAAACGUGGCUCAUCUGCGCUGCGUUGGAGAAUACCUGGAAAUGACUGAAGAGUAUCGGGAAGAGAAUCUUAUUGCGCGGACAGAAAUGUACCUGAAUGAGAUUGUGAUCCAUAGCCUCGAAAAAUCAGUGCAAGUCCUGGUCACCUGUGAGGGUCUGAGUCCUGUAGCUGAGCAAGUAGGAAUAACCGAUGCAUGUGUGGAGGGCAUUGCCAUGAAUGCUUGCAAGGAGCAACUGGUCUCUGGUCUGUCUAGAUUAGAUUAUGUUGGUGAUUCCCCAGACCUCAAAUGCCCUACUCUGGAGUGGUGGAUUGAAGAUCUCUCGUCCCUACAAAUUGAUUUUUAUGAAAGGGUCAUUUGUGCCAUGGCAAGAAAAGGCAUCCGACCAGACAGCAUUGUAGUAUCUCUCAUGCAUUAUGCUCAGGCAUCAUUAGAGGGCACAUCCAAAUCUCAAUUUUGGAACCCAUCAAGGCCAAAACUAAGUCCUCUUGCGCUGCAAAAUCAUCAAAUUACUAUAGUGGAGACCCUAGUAAGUCUAAUGCCCACAGACAAAAGCUGUAUCAUUCCACUAAGUUUUCUGUUUGGGAUGUUGAGGAUGGCUAUCAUGAUGGACACUAACAUUGCCUGCAGGCUUGAGCUUGAGAGGAGGAUUGCAUUUCGGUUGGAAAUGGUUUCACUUGAUGAUCUCCUCAUACCCUCGACUCGAGUUGGGGAUAUGUUGUUUGACGUAGAUACUGUUCACAGGAUGCUGGUUAAUUUUCUGCAGCGGGUAGAGGAAGAAGAAAAUGAAGACUGUGGAUAUGACUCUGACCAGGACCUUGCUUCUCCAAACCAUGGUUGUUUGCUGAAAGUUGGAAGACUUAUUGACGCAUAUCUAGCUGAAAUUGCCCCGGAUCCAUAUUUGAGCUUGCACAAGUUUGUUGCUAUGAUUGAGAUACUGCCUGAUUAUGCACGAGUUAUCGAUGAUGGGCUCUAUAGAGCAGUUGACAUUUAUUUGAAGGCCCAUCCAAAGCUAACAGAAGAGGAGUGCAAGAGAGUGUGCCAUUUGAUAGACUGCGAGAAGCUAUCCCAAGAAGCAAGCAACCAUGCUGCAAAAAAUGAUCGGCUACCAGUGCAUAUGACGGUGCGAGUUCUCUACUUUGAGCAGCUGCGGUUGAAGAAUUCAAUAUCGGUAAAUGUAGGCGAUGGAUUCAUGUCACAAAGAAUGAGUAGUGGAGUAGGAAGCGCAGCUAUGUCACCAAGAGAUAAUUAUGCUUCUCUAAGGAGAGAAAACAGGGAGUUAAAGCUUGAGAUAUCCCGAAUGCGCGUGAGGCUGAGUGAGUUGGAGAAGGAGCAAUCAUUUAUGAAAGAGGGGAUGAUGUCUAAGAGCGGAAACGGAACAACUUUCCUGACUUCACUGUCCAAAGGGAUUGGAAGGAUUGGAAUUUUUAGCAGCACCCCAGGAGAAGCCAAACGGAGAAAGGCUGCACGGAGGUCGCGGGGUUCUGGAAAAAAGUGCAUUCAAACUCAAAGUGCGAUUGAUUAGGAGGAUUGCCAUGUAUUAUUGGUUUACUCUACUAGUACACGACUCAGGAUCUUAGAGACUUAGAGCAGUAGCGGUUAAGGUGUAGGUACCCCAUCAUCCUUCAUCCUUCAUUUAAUUGAGCUGUAUGUAUAUCAACUAUCAAGUGAGCCAAAGGUGAAUGUUAUCAUUGUGAUUACUACUAUCGACAGUUUGAAAUUCUUAUUCUAUCUAGCAUAGAGUAAUAUAUGAUUCCUUCAA